AUGGUGGUCCGUGAAUUCGUGGGCCGGGCGAUCUUCAGCGUCCCCAUCGUGGGACGGGUGGCUCGCUACACCACGGGAGCCUCCGACACCAAGCUGGAGGUCGAAGUGGUGUCCGAUGAUGAUGAGAUCGAGGUGGUGGAGCCCGACUCCCCCAGAGAGAAGAUCCACCGCCAGUUGCUUAAAAACCGCAUUGACCGAGCCGAGGCCUUCAUCGACGACGACGAAGCGACUCUCACCGACCCCGAAGUCCGUGGCAUUGAUGGUGUCCGGGAGCACCGGGUCGAAGAGUUCUUGUACCGUCAGGCUUCUAGAGAGAUGCAAAAGCCCCAGGAGCAACUGAACCCAGGCUUCGUGCUGUACUUGGUGACGCUGGGGGCGCAGAGAUUGCUUGGUCGCCGUCACAGUCCCGAACCUGAUGCUUAUAGUGAUGGUGAAGGAGCGCCUAAAGUGCUGGUGGCGAAGCGGUUGUUAGAUACCGAUAUCAAGAUGGACUUGUUUUUGGACUCAUUAGAUGCUACCACCAAAAAGCGUCUCCUCCAAGAAUUGGCCCACGACCUUGAGCUUCACAAUGAACUCCCUGGCUACACCCCGAGAACGGGAUCAAGCACCCCUCGCCUGGGCUUCCGUACUCAACCACAAUCAGGUCCCGACAUUGGCGUGGACAAGUUGAAGGAAGAACUUAUUAUCCUCAUUAAGUUCGGGGUGGUGUGCUGGAAGAUUCUGAUGCCAUUGUUCCGCUACUUUUACCGCAGGUACAUGGACAACUCCCUCUACUUUUUCAACCAGCGCAACACCGCCACUGUGUUCGAUUUUGUUCUCAAAGUGAUGAGAAUUGUUGAGCAGAGAUUAGGUGACAAUGAAGACAUGAUUGACCAGAUUUACAAUAAAGGACGACGACUGCGCGACAUCACCGACCGCCAAGUGGAGGCCUUAUACACCGAGAUAUCCCUGGAAGCACUGAACUUCUUCAACCUGCUGCUGAUUCGUCAGCUGUUGUUCGACUUCAUGUUGGGCCGAGUGUACGUGCUGAAGCCGUCGCCGCCGUCGCGGCUGCCAGAGCCGUUGAGACUGUCAUUUGAAGAGAACUUGUACAAGUUUGAGACGAUGAACCGGUGA
This is a messenger RNA of Diutina rugosa, 1116 nucleotides long. RefSeq lists its product as uncharacterized. Lineage: Eukaryota; Fungi; Ascomycota; Pichiomycetes; Serinales; Debaryomycetaceae. The record is from RefSeq and is a predicted model, not a curated record. Bases 1 to 1116 code for a protein of 371 amino acids. The transcript has a single exon.